UCCGGGGCUCUAGCGGGGACGGGCCGGGCCGCAACUGCUGCCGCUGGGCCUCCUCCGCGCUGGAGUGAGGAGUGAGUGGUUAGCCAGUUGAGCGCCGGCCGUCACGGGGAGCGGAGGUGACCCACACGAGACCGCGCUACCCGCGCUGCAGACUGGUUUAGGCCAUAGGCGCCUCGAAUUCCGUUCGCCAGGUUGUGUUUUGUCGUCUGCUAAGCGUGUUGUUGUUGUUGCUGCUGCUACUGCUGUUGUCACCACCAUUGCGGCCGUGGUCACGCGUCUACUGCUGCUUCCGGGGAAGAUGCGAAGGUGUUGCGGCGCAGCGAACGAGUCAUCUUUAACGUGAAGGAUUUUUUUUGCGUGGGCCUCGCCGUACAGCCUGCUCCUGAGCAGUCAGCAUGAAGAUCGCCACGGCGCUCCCCGUUAGCGUUGCUCUUCUCAUCCUGGCCGUGCAGGUGGACGCCCACCCAGGAACGCGUCACAGCCGCCAGGACCUGCGCAUGCUGCCGGCCAACGCGACCGGCACGCCCCAGGACCAUGCCCUGGCCAGCGGGGUGGUGCUGCAGGAGGCGUCGCAUGACGCUCUCCAGCCCCCGGCUCAGGACCCUACGUCCUCCACGCCCUCCAUGACGUCCGCCUCGUCCGGAGCUACGACCGGCCCCUCCAGGACGACGGAGGUGUGGAGGAAGCUCACCACGGCAGGCACCCCUGUGGGGUCCCCUAUGGGUUCGGCCAUGGGCGCGCCGGGAGGCUCACCAGUCCCGCCGAUCAUGGGGCAUGACCGGACCAAGCUGCACCCAGGUCUGGCACCUGAGCAGCUUGGUGGUGAGGACAGCAACAUCGUGUUCCCCUCCCCGCCUAUCAAGACGGAGGGACCGUCAGGUCAGCCGAAAUUCGACCCCUUUUCCCGGGCUCCGACGGGCCGAGCUCCAGCCUGUGCGAAGGGAUCCACCUUCUGCACAGACAUUGACAACUACCCAGAGAAUUACCUGCAAACGAUGCUGCGAUCAGCUACCGUAGGUCUGGGUUAUAGAGAGUAUUUUGGGAAUGAUGUUAUUGCUGAGAGCAAUAUUACACAACGUAUUGAUGCAAAUGAUGAAAACCCUCUUUGCCCAUAUGAGGAAACUGUGGUGUACCCCAAGGUAGCCAAAAAUAAGGAAGAUAAGUGGUUAUACGUUGUGAAUCAAGAUCAUUUUGUCCAAGGUGUCCGCAUUGAGACCUGUCUGAACUCUGGUACAGCUUGCCAGCUGGCUGAGAACUUCCCAUAUGGAUAUACAACAUCUUGUCGGCAGAAGUAUAUUCUUAGAAAAUUAGUUGCUCUAAACCCAGAAGGUCAAACUCAAACUGAUAUGUUCCGUCUCCCAUCCUGCUGCUCUUGCUAUGUCACUCGAUCUAACGUCAGCAGCAGAAGAUCAAAUAUGACACCUGUCAAAAAGGCAGGCAGUCAAAAGCGUUAACAGUACUUCACGAUGACUGAAUCACUUGGAAUUCUGCCAUUGGCGUGGUUUACUGUUUGUUGUAAUUGGACAGUGGUUGUUUUUUGGUAUGUGUGCGGCUUGUACAUAUAGUAGCGUUAAAAAUUUAUGUAGGUACAAAUAAAUACAUUUAAUUAUUCUUGAGCUUAGCCAGUAUGAAACUGUGAUAAUCCUUAGAAUUCUGAAUUGGCUAAGUUUGUCAAUUAUAUUUUUAACAACCAAGGCCUUUCUUGGACAAUGUCUGUAACUAUAUUUUAGUCUGCAGGGCAACUUUUAAAAGGAAGUUUCAUCAUCUACAUUGUUUGCACAAAAAUUACGAUGUGAAAUGAUUGAUAUUUUUUUAAAUCCCAGCAACAGAAAGUGUGAUUUUUACGAUGCUUUAUUUGUCUUUUUGUGAUCUGUCACUUAAAUAGUGUAAUAACUAGAUUCAAGGUUUAAUAUUUAUAUUUUAGAAUUCUUUCAUUUUACGUUUAUGAAAAGCCUGAAUAUUCUAAUCAAUGAGCAAUUGCUUGUCCUGCGUUACUUACACUUCGUCUUGCGCAAAUGCUUGUUAUGUUGUUCUUGUUGCGUGCUUUAUUGAUUUUACUUAAUAUCAAUUACUUUUUUAUUUUUCUCAUAAUGAAUAUAGUUUAAAAGUGUAAAUAUUUUCCUGCGCAGUAGCUAUGCACUUAAGCAAAAAAAAAUUAUAAUUAUUUUGUCAUUGAUGCUUCUCUGCAGGUGGUACAGUACUCACUUUCUAUUAGCAGCUAUUAUUCAUUUUAAGUUUCUGACAAAUGAUGACCCUUAAUUUUAAAUUUCCACUCUUUUAUGUAUGCUGUUUCAGACAAUAUUACUUAAAUCAAUUUUCAUGCUGCUCAUGAAAAAAUUUGUUGAGGUUUUUAAUUAAUUAUUUUUAAACUGUUGCUGAAGAGUGAUGGCUGGAAUUCUAUGCAUAUGUAGGUGAGUAUUCUUUCAAUAUUGUUUGAAGGCAAAUUGUUAUCACCAAAGCCCUAUCUCUGUAAAUCUUAUAUGCACCAGAUGAUAUUCAAAAAGAACUGUGCCAGUAAAUCUUACUGUCUUUACUUUUCACAAGUUUUGUGAAAAGCAAAUCUACAGUUCAAGUUUUGUACUCUAGUUUUGUAAGUUUUGAGGUCAUUAUUUCUGUAAAUAAUUAUUAGAUGAGACAGCUUGCCUAAUUUCCACUAGCUUGUGGUAAGUUCACGGCGUAAAUGCUUCCACUUUAUGCAAAUUAUAGCUUGCAUUAAUCUGGCAAGUAUUGAAAGGACCUGUCUUUCCUUCCAUCCCAUGUUGUCAAAGAUUGUGAGUCUUUAUUCUUGUUUUAACUCUAGUUUCUUCUCUCCUUAUUUUAAUUCAAUGUCAUCAUUCAUGCAAAAUGUGAAAUCAUGGAAAUUGUUACUGUUCAGUGUGGAAAGAAACUUGUUACGUUUGGCUGGUUACAACCAAAUGAAAAAACAAAUUUGUGCAUGGUUUGUAAUAAACCAAUUCAUUGGGUGUAUUUUUAUAGCUUCUAGUCUUUCUUGUUACAUAAUUGUGUAUAAAAUACUCUUCAUGUCUUGAACUGUUCCAAUAAAUACCUCAAAAUCAA
Molecule: messenger RNA, 3057 nt
Organism: Frankliniella occidentalis (western flower thrips)
Lineage: Eukaryota; Metazoa; Arthropoda; Insecta; Thysanoptera; Thripidae
Gene: spz
Exons: 6
Coding region: 396-1454 (352 amino acids)
Biological process (GO): innate immune response; regulation of Toll signaling pathway; central nervous system formation
Cellular component (GO): extracellular region
Molecular function (GO): Toll binding; growth factor activity
Source: RefSeq, a predicted model, not a curated record